UGCCGUCAGCCUUUGUGGAACUAAAUGCCCCGGUGGCGCUGAAGGACGUGGAGCUGGUUUGAACUAGAGUCAAAUUAACAGAGCAGAAACGCAUCCGUUCUGGUCCGUUUCAUUAGGAUAUUGCAGCAGUUUCCCAAAAACUGCGAAUCGCAAACGCUACCUCAGUUCCCCCUUUCCCCUCCAACUGCCUACCCCCUGAUAUUCUCUCGUCCCUCAGUCUGUCUUCGAUUCUUCACACACAGACCCUUCCCUCACCAUUUAGCUUGGCAUAGAGCCCCCUUUGCCCACCCCUUUCCCUUUGCCUGCUUUCUUAAUUUUGCUUCCUUCCUCUCCAGAAGGCAGCUCUAAUGACACCACAGGAAAGCCCGUAACCCCCCCAUCCUAAGGGCGGGAGCUGGUUCUGCUCCGCCGAGAUGGAGUCCAUCAUCUCCUUGGAUGACUUAGCGUGCGCGGCGUCACAAGGUGGCAGCGAUGUCAGGAACAGGAACCGCAGAUGCCGGAGCAGCAAGAGCAUGAGGAGGGAACGUGACUACUGACUAUCGCAGUCAACAUGUCGACUCCCACGGGUCAUGCGAGGCAUUCUUGGGCUUCUGGGACCACCUGCUCGUCCGCUUGCAGCUGGCACUCGUCAUGCUCCUCACCUCUUGGCGUUGGCACCCACACUCGCCUAUGGGACAACCCAGGCACCCACAGCCACCUCUGGGGCAGUCGGGGCACCCAGGCCCCGAUGUGGGCCAACCCCGGCAGCCAGCCAUGGCCGGCCCUGAGCAUGGACGAGACGCCGUGGUCGCUGCCGCACCACUUGGGGGGCGACGACGCCGGGGCGGGCCCGGAGGAGUCGCCUUGGUCCCUGCCACACCACCUCAGCGCCGGGGGGAUGCUUCGCCCGCAGGACACCACCACCGCCGUCGUGGUGCGGGCGGCGCGGGCGCGAAGGCCGUCCGUCUUGGCUGCCCUCCUCUCCCUGGAAUCCCCCGCGCCAGGCCUCUCCUUGACGCCCAUCCUUGGCGCCUACGCGACGGACCCCCCCGCCGCCCCCUCGCUCACCCUCACUGCCCCGAGUUCCUUCUUCUCGGGGUACUACGAGGAUGACCUGCCUCCCGCCCCAGGCCCCGCCAAGGUCGGCGGGAACGGCUGCGAGGGCGAGGUGUGCGGAGAUCUGGAGGGCGGGGGCGUGUCGGCCAUGGUUCUGGCCGUGCCCACCAAGUUGGAGGCCCUCGUCAAGUUCCUGGCUCAGUCCCUGCACCUGGUACUGACGACCGUGUGCUCCAGGAAAGCCCGGCGGAAGGACCGUGACAAUCCCGCUGCACUCGAACAGGAGCACAAGUUAUAUCUGGAGGAAGCUGUUCUUGAGAGGAAGAUACCUGAGACUGAUCUCAGGCAACUUGUGGAGUUACCUCCAGGACUUGGAUAUGAGGAGUGGUUGGCAUCUCAUACAAUCGACUUCUUCCAGCAUAUCAACUUGCUGUAUGGGACAGUGUGCGAGUAUUGCACGCUCAGUGGGUGCCCAGACAUGACGGGGCCCACCACACGACAGUACCUCUGGUUUGAUGAGAAGGGAAAGAAGACUAGGGUUGCAGCACCACAGUAUGUCGACUAUGUGAUGACGUUCACCCAGAAGACCAUCAAUGAUGAGUCCAUCUUCCCAACUAAGUUUGGUAAAUGUGUAGAGAUUUAAGUUAACUGCAGUGGU
Messenger RNA from Penaeus indicus, 1693 nucleotides. RefSeq lists its product as uncharacterized. NCBI's taxonomy places the organism in Eukaryota, Metazoa, Arthropoda, Malacostraca, Decapoda, Penaeidae. Gene Ontology annotation, molecular function: protein kinase activator activity. The record is from RefSeq and is a predicted model, not a curated record. The coding region runs from base 551 to 1678 and encodes 375 amino acids. The transcript is spliced from 3 exons. Gene Ontology annotation, biological process: signal transduction; positive regulation of protein phosphorylation. Gene Ontology annotation, cellular component: cytoplasm; nucleus.